UGAUAACAAUACAGAAUAGCUCUGCACAAGACAAGACUGUAAGCCUCAGAUUUUAUCCUGUAAAUUAAACGUGUUGAGUUAGCAGCUUUUGCCCUGGAUAUCGGCUCGUGAUCACUGUAAAUAUAACCUUGAGACGAAACAAGUUUAUAUAUAAAAUGGAGGUUAUCUACCGUUACCAGUUUGAAUUGAUGAGAUGAAACAUGUAGAAUGAUGGCAUGGUCCAUCAUAGACCUUCUACCAACACGCUGCACCAGACUCUUGAAUGGUCGACAGCAGCUGAAGUGGUUGGUGCUUUACUCCGCAAUCUUCUGCCUCAUUUGCGUGUCCAUAUUGAACAACAAAUUCUCCAGCUUGUUCGGGGGCCACAAGGUCAGGGAUGUGCCAAAGGACAGUACUCAGCUUAUCCUGCGACGCGACAAUGAAAAAGAGCCACCAGACCAACUUCUCCGUGGUACAAAUGACUUUAUAUACAAGGGACAGAAUGCUUCCAGCCAAAGAACUCUUACAGAUGACAUCCCACAAUUCAAAGUGCCUCUUGCGGACAGUGGUUUCAAUGAGGAUGCCCAGAAGAGAGGGAAGGAACUGGCUGCCAUCGAGAAAGGAAAAAAUGGGAUACAAAACAAGAGAACACAAUUUGAAUUUAAAAAGGGAGAACCUAAUGAAAGGACAGGAGAAAGUGUAGCGGCAGAAAAUGCUGCCCUCAAACAAACUGAUGCAAAUGAAAGAGAGAGAUUUAUUUUUAGACCCAAACCAUUUACUGUGCAGUACUACCAUAGCGUUAUAGAUAAUGAGCCUUUUACAAAUAGAUAUAAUACAUGUGCAAUAGUUUCUAGUUCUGGUCAGCUCCUGGGCAAAAAUUCUGGGCCUGAAAUCGACAGUGCCGAUGCUGUAAUUAGGAUGAAUGCUGCGCCUGUGAAGGGAUUCGAGAACGACGUCGGGACACGGACGACAAUCCGUGUGGCAUGCUUCAUUUCAUCCAACCACCUGACUUCGCAGGCGGAGACCAUCUUCAGAGGGGUGGGGGCGCCAGAGGUUGUUUUGUUCUGGGGUCUCGAGGCGCCCAGGAGUAAAAGGAAAGCUCAAUCAGUGCCUAAAGUUACAAGCUUGCAGAGAAAGUUUAUGAACAUACGCUUCUAUUCCCAACGCAACGAGGGAGAGUUGGCAGCGAACAGACUUUUUGAGAGGGAAACCGGAGCUAGCAGGAUGGAAACCAACAGCUGGUUAUCAACAGGAUGGUUCACUGUCAUGACUGCUCUAGACAUCUGUGGAGAAGUCAAGAUCUAUGGCAUGGUACCUGAUGAUCACUGUGUAUAUUUUGAGGAUGAACAAGUUAAGUACCACUAUUACCAAACUGGCUCCAAUCCCACGGAGUGCACGUACUACAAGGUGCAUGAAGCCACGCCCAAAGGUGGCCACCGCUUCAUGACGGAGAAAGCCAUCUUUGCUCGCUGGUCCCAGAUGUACAAUUUGACAUUCCAUCACCCAAGCUGGAACCGGAGUCAAAACCAGGCCUCCAAGCGUCUUGAUACCCCCUUCACCAAGCUCUUCCACUUGAAAGGAAUAAAGUAUUUCCAAAGAGGAGGUCGUUACAGAGAGGACAGAGAGAGAGCAAGGAAACAGGAAGCGGACACAUCAGCCAUCAUUCUAUGUUUUGUCAUCAUCCUGGGUCUACCAACUCUCUUCAUAGUAUGUGGGAUCUGCAUGUCGCAGCUCGGCGAGGAGGAAAUCGAAUAUCCACAAUACCGUCGUCACCGGCGAGUCCGCUACCGCGAGCGCUACAACUAAAUCGCAACCUCAACUGUCCAAAGCACCACAUGUCACUUCCAUUGUCUGCAACUUGUGUCAUUGUGUAUUAUUGUCUGUGCUGUUUUGGACUGGUCCAUGCUUAUGU
Lytechinus variegatus (green sea urchin) is the source of this 1891-nucleotide messenger RNA. RefSeq names its product alpha-N-acetylgalactosaminide alpha-2,6-sialyltransferase 5-like. Gene Ontology annotation, molecular function: alpha-N-acetylgalactosaminide alpha-2,6-sialyltransferase activity. Gene Ontology annotation, biological process: ganglioside biosynthetic process. The transcript has 9 exons. The coding region runs from base 208 to 1785 and encodes 525 amino acids. NCBI's taxonomy places the organism in Eukaryota, Metazoa, Echinodermata, Echinoidea, Temnopleuroida, Toxopneustidae. The record is from RefSeq and is a predicted model, not a curated record.